AUGUCGGCCCCGAAUGUACCUGACGUCGAGAAAGAUCAUGCCGGCAGCGACUCUGUCAACGGCAAAUAUGACCUUCACCAUGACCAUCACAACGAGGAGACUGCUCUCAGGAGAAUCCGGACGGCCGGGAGCAUUUCCAUCACCCCAGAGCUCUUCGAGAAGAUCUACCUCUCUCCUAAGAAUCGAGUUUCCAACAACAUUCGGUCGACCUUUGGUAACCCAACUCCUCUUGCUCUCGUCGGGUUUCUGCUCUCUUUGACUCCUCUAUCAAAUAUCCUUCUAGGAUGGCGAGGAGCCGGCGGACUUGGUGCGGCUGAAGUUGGCGUCUACUACUUCUUCGGUGGUCUGCUCAUGGUGUUGGGUGCUUUCCUGGAAUUCAUCCUGGGCAAUACCUUCCCCUUCGUCGUCUUCGGCUCCUUUGGCGCUUUCUGGCUUGCGUUUGGAGCGACUCUGACACCAUAUUUCAACGCAUCCAUCGCAUACGACCCGGCACACCCUGCCCAGUCUUCUUCGGACCCGGUGUUCGCUUCUACGUUCGCCUUCUUCCACGUGUACAUGGGAGUUCUGUGCUUUAUUUACUUCAUCAUCGCACUCCGAACCAACCUAGUCUUCGUGCUCAUCUUCGCUCUCCUCGUUGCCGCAUUCGCAUGCCUGGCAGAAUUCUUUUUCCAGAUCGGUGAGGGAAUAGUCAACACCACCAUACAACACUCUGCCGGGGGCAUCACGUUCGCCGUUUGCCUGUUGGGUUGGUACCUCUUCUUUGUGCAACUUCUUGCAGCUGUCGACUUUCCUCUCAACCUCCCUGUAGGCGAUCUCAGCCGAUAUAUCAAGGGUGCGAGCGAGAGGGCCGAGAAGACUGAGUGA
Cladophialophora psammophila CBS 110553 is the source of this 864-nucleotide messenger RNA. RefSeq lists its product as uncharacterized. The transcript has 3 exons. Gene Ontology annotation, molecular function: acetate transmembrane transporter activity. NCBI's taxonomy places the organism in Eukaryota, Fungi, Ascomycota, Eurotiomycetes, Chaetothyriales, Herpotrichiellaceae. Bases 1 to 864 code for a protein of 287 amino acids. The record is from RefSeq and is a predicted model, not a curated record. Gene Ontology annotation, cellular component: plasma membrane.